AUGCCUUCUGCUCACCAUCCCCACCAUCCCCACCCCACCACACCACUACCAUCUGAUUGGAGCCUUAACAUCACCGACCCCGUUCAGACCGCCUCCCUUCUCCAUGCCCUCUCCCUUCACCGUUCCCACCCCACCACCCACCCCACCACCAUCCCCACUCCACCACCAUCCCCACCCCACCACCAUCCCCACCCCAUCACCAUCCCCACCCCACCACCGUCCCCACCCCACCACCAUCCCCACCCCACCACCAUCCCCACCCCACCACCAUCCCCACCCCACCACCCCACCAUUCCCACCAUUCCCACCAUUCCCACCACCCCACCACCCCACCACCCCACCAUCCCCACCCCGCCACCCCACUGUCAGGUGGUGGACUACCGGUCCGACUGGCACCUUAACGUCACCGACCCCAUAGCAGGGAACUACUAUCCGAUAACGGUUGGAGCUUUCAUGAAAGACAAAGCAGCCCAGUUGUCGGUGCUUGUGGACCGGGCGGCAGGCGCUGCCAGGCUGGCAUCUGGCCAGAUGGACGUUAUGCUUCACAGCCAUGCUCAUGUUGCAAGCCAUGCUCAUGUUGCAAGCCAUGCUCAUGUUGCAGCCAUGCUCAUGUUGCAAGCCAUGCUCAUGUUGCAAGCCAUGCUCAUGUUGCAAGCCAUGCUCAUGCUGCAAGCCAUGCUCAUGUUGCAAGCCAUGCUUAUGCUGCAAGCCAUGCUCAUGUUGCAAGCCAUGCUCAUGCUGCAAGCCAUGCUCAUGUUGCAAGCCAUGAAGCUGGCAUCGCUGGACGACAAGGGCGUGGGGGAGGCACUGGAGGAGAGGAUCACACUGGGCAACAAGACCCGCUUCCUCACCACCUUUCCAUCUCUCCCACCCUACAACAACCGUCUCUCCCACCCUGCAACAACCGUCUCUCCCACCCUGCAACAACCGUCUCUCCCACCCUGCAACAACCGUCUCUCCCACCCUGCAACAACCGUCUCUCCCACCCUGCAACAACCGUCUCUCCCACCCUGCAACAACCGUCUCUCCCACCCUGCAACAACGGUCUCUCCCACCCUGCAACAACCGUCUCUCCCACCCUGCAAAAACCGUCUCUCCCACCCUGCAACAACCGUCUCUCCCACCAUGCAACAACCGUCUCUCCCACCCUGCAACAACGGUCUCUCCCACCCUGCAACAACCGUCUCUCCCACCCUGCAACAACCGUCUCUCCCACCCUGCAACAACCGUCUCUCCCACCCUGCAACAACCACUCUGAAGAAAGUGCAGGGGAGCAAUGGGGGCAAGGGGGGGAUUGUCUAUGGUUGGGGCGGGGCAGCGAGUGGAGGAGGGAGCAUGCCCAACGGCUCCUAA
This is a messenger RNA of Closterium sp. NIES-65, 1353 nucleotides long. NCBI's taxonomy places the organism in Eukaryota, Viridiplantae, Streptophyta, Zygnematophyceae, Desmidiales, Closteriaceae. The record is from the annotation of a GenBank genome assembly.